AUGGCGAGCCUUCACCCCUUUGACCCCAUCACACCUGGGGAGAUUCAAUUGGCGGUCUCCGUUCUUGAAUCCGCUUUUCCCGCUGCUAAGCUUCGCUACAAACGCAUCGAUCUCCAAGAACCCGCCAAGCAUGAGGUUGUCCCAUUCCUUGAGGCUGAGCGCCGAGGUGAAGUGCGCCCGCUUAAGCCGGCACGCUUGCUGAUGGCACUCUUCCACCGAUUGGAUAAUGGGUCUUUCUUCAAGGCUCUGAUCAAUGCAGACACCAAGUCCAUCGUGUCAGCGAAAGAGCUGCCCAAGGACGUCCAGGGUCCAUUGGACGUCGAUGAAAUGAUGGAAAUUGAGGAGCUUUGUCUCAGUCAUCCAGCUGUCAAGGCCGAGGUUGAAAAGUUGAAGCUUCCCACUGGCCACACUGUCUGCUUGGAUCCGUGGAUCUACGGCACCGAUGAUGCCAACGAGACACGGCGUUUGUUCCAGUGCUAUAUGUACAUUGUGGCCACCGACCACCCCCAGAACAACCAGUACUCGCUCCCUUGCAAAUUUUCCCCGGUGUUCGAUGGCAUCAGUCGCAAACUGGUCCGCAUGGAUUAUCUGCCUGGCGGAGCGGAUACUCAAAGCACUCAGACGCAGCCCUGGAAGCAGGUGCCUACGGUGCAAUACGCGCAUGACUUGCUCGAUGAGCCUCUGCGCACCGAUCUGAAGCCCUACAUUGUCCAGCAGCCAGAGGGAGCGUCAUUUAAUGUCAUUGGGAAUGCCGUGUCAUGGCAGAAGUGGCGUUUCAGAGUGGGCUUCAACAACCGAGAGGGUUUGGUGCUACACAAUGUGACCUACGAUGGUCGCAACACCUUCUACCGUCUGUCAGUCUCUGAGAUGACAGUCCCCUACGCCGAUCCCCGUGCUCCCUACCACCGCAAGCAAGCCUUUGACGUGGGCGACGUCGGCUUUGGUAUCACAGCUAACCAACUGAGUCUCGGCUGCGACUGUCUCGGCCACAUCAAGUAUUUCGAUGGUUAUCGCACGGAUGCACAGGGAGCACCAAUUCAACUAAAGGAUGUCAUCUGCAUGCACGAGCAGGAUAAUGGGCUGCAACAUAAGCACACUAAUUAUCGCACUGGCGCGGCGACUGUCGUCCGUAACCGCCAGCUCGUGGUUCAGAUGAUUUGCACCGUUGCCAACUACGAAUACAUAUUCGCUUUCAUCCUCGACCAAGCAGCCAAUAUUGAGCUCGAGGUGCGCGCAACCGGUAUCCUCUCAACUGUGCCCUUCGAAAAUGACAACGGCCAAACCGUGCCAUGGGGCACGAACGUCGGACCAGGUGUUAUGGCCCCAUUCCACCAGCAUAUGUUCUCCCUCCGUAUCGACCCUGCUAUAGACGGCUACAAGAACACAAUCUACUACGAAGACAGCGUGCCUAUGCCCGAGGAUGACAGCAACCCAUGGCUCGUCGGGUACACCACAGAAAAGAACGUCAUCAAGUCCAGCGGCAGUGCCUCGACCAGCAUCGACCGCAACCGCGUUUUCAAGAUCCGGAACGACUCGAUCGUCAACCCCAUCACCCACCACCCCAUCGCAUACAAGCUGCAAACAAUGCCAAGUCAGAUGCUUCUCGCACACCCGAACUCAUUUGGCUCGAAGCGCGCCCGUUUCGCGACCCGCCCUAUCUGGGUUACUAAAUACCAAGACGACGAGCUAUUCGCCGCUGGCGAGUUCACAAACCAGAGCAAGAAGUCGGAAGGCGUGGAAGUGUGGGCUGGAAGGAACGACGUAGUCGAAAACGAAGAUGUUGUUCUCUGGCACACAUUCGGCCUCACUCAUAACCCACGCAUUGAGGACUUCCCUGUUAUGCCCAUGGAGCGUGUCAGCGUGAUGCUCAAGCCGGAUGGCUUCUUCACUAAGAACCCUGCACUGGAUGUGCCGGCUUCGAGCCAGUCUUUUAACCAGUCGACCUUGCACCCCGAGCCGGGCUGCUGCGCGGGUCCUCAGGAGCGAGGGCAGGUGAAGUUAUAG
Molecule: messenger RNA, 2004 nt
Organism: Penicillium egyptiacum
Lineage: Eukaryota; Fungi; Ascomycota; Eurotiomycetes; Eurotiales; Aspergillaceae
Source: the annotation of a GenBank genome assembly